Messenger RNA from Babjeviella inositovora NRRL Y-12698, 9710 nucleotides. It is a transcript of the gene VPS13, whose product is annotated as membrane morphogenesis protein. The coding region runs from base 339 to 9656 and encodes 3105 amino acids. Gene Ontology annotation, cellular component: extrinsic component of membrane. The record is from RefSeq and is a predicted model, not a curated record. The transcript has a single exon. NCBI's taxonomy places the organism in Eukaryota, Fungi, Ascomycota, Pichiomycetes, Serinales. Gene Ontology annotation, biological process: late endosome to vacuole transport; mitochondrion organization; protein targeting to vacuole.
UGACGCUUUCCUCGUAAUGGUUCUGGCUUGAGAGUUUAUCCAAAGCCACCGUUUAUUCUGAAUUUCGUUUGAAACUAUAUCCAAUUGUUCUACCCUUAAGAGUCAAUUGAGAUCAGAUUGAAAAGUCAUAGCCCCAAGCUCUAGGUAAAACUCCAAUCCAACAGGCUUAACCCAAUUCCACGCCCCUUGAACCUGUUAUCUCCACACCCAUUUAUAUUAUCCUCAACCCUGAGACUAAUUGGGCCAACUCAUCUAUACCGAGAUUUAUACCCAAUUAUCAGCUCCUCCAGCUCAUUAUACCCCCUUGAGUAUACUCUUUCAACCGCAAUCACGCCUACAUGCUCGAAUCAGUUGCCGCAACCUUGCUCAACCGGUUUAUCGGCGCAUACGUCGAAAACUUUGACCCGAAACAGCUAAACAUUGGGAUUUGGAGCGGGGACGUAAAGUUGCGCAAUCUCCGCUUAAAGAAAGAAUCACUUGACCGGUUCCAGUUGCCCGUGAAUGUGACAUUCGGCCACAUCGGAGAGCUCACCCUUCAGAUCCCGUGGUCCAACCUCAAGUCGAAACCUGUCAAGAUCACCAUCGAAGACGUGUAUCUCUUGGCAUCGCCCAGCGUGGAAGAGACAUACGACCCAGAGGAGGCACUGCGCCGCGAGAACCUCGUGAAGCAAGACAAGCUUCGCGCGUUGGAGCUUGCAGAAACUGCUAAACCCAACUCAGACGCGCAGACUGAGAGUUUCACCGAGGGCUUGGUGACAAAGAUCGUCGAUAACGUUCAGAUCACUAUUAAGAACAUUCAUUUGCGCUACGAGGACAAGCACACGUUUACGGAAACGCCCUACGCCGUCGGGGUCACCCUCAACGAGCUUUCAGUAUUGCUGACCGACACCACGUGGGUGCCGAGCUUCAUCCUGAUCACCCAGCAGCUUACGCACAAACUAAUGAUCUUGAAAGCACUCAGCUGCUACUGGAGCACGGACAUGUCAUCCAUCCACACGGACGAUCCCGAGGAGCUUCUCCGCACUUUCCAGGCGCUUGUGGAGCGCCAGAACGCCAGCGACGUGUCGCAGACGCAGUUCAUCCUCCGCCCGGUGCUGGGUACAGGGCGCUUGACGAUCAACAAGGCUGGAACUACCGAAAAACACCCCCACAUCAAGGCCGAACUCUUCUUUGAUGAGUUUGGCAUCGACUUGGACGCGGACCAGUACCGCGAUAUGCUCUGGACGAUGUCAAAAUACAACUGGUACGCAAAAACGCUCAAGUUCCGCCAGUUCCGGCCGACCCUUGCGGUGGGCGACGCCCCGCGCGAGUGGUUUCGGUACGCGGCCAAGGCCGUAUUGCACGAGAUCCAUGAGAAAAACUACAAGUGGAGCUGGGAAUUCUUCCAGGCGCGCCGUGACCAGCGCAUACAGUACAUUGCGGUGUGGAAGUUGAAGCUCGCGACGGACCGGGACCCCAACUAUGCGUUGUCCGAAGAGAAGACGGCGGAGCUCGUGGCGUUAGAGAGCCUGCUCGCAUACGAGGACAUUAAGUUCUACCGGUCAUUGGCGAGGAGUCAGUUCCGCAAGGACGCAAAGGUGGAUCUCCUGGGGACCGUUUCGUCUGCUUCAUCCGCCUCUACGCAGACCCAGGGCUCUGGUUGGUUUUCUUGGUGGAGCAAACCCGAGACCAGCUCGGACCCUGAUUCAUUGCACAUCACCGAGGAGCAGAGACAGGAGUUGUACGACGCCAUCGACUACGACCAGGAAGCAAUCAUCGAGGCGGUUAGUAUCCCGCGUGAGCGCGUCAAGGUUGAGCUUUUGGCCACGUUGAAGAAGGGAGGGAUCCUAAUUCGGCGGAAAAGGUUCGAGCCUAGCUUGGCUGAGGUGGUGUUUGAGGGAUGCACCACCCAGCUUUACCAGCGUCCAGACUCGUUCCUUGCUAAAUUCCAGUUGCAGGAGUUCCGGGUGGAGGACGGCACGGAAACCACGAUGUACAAACACAUUGUGAGCGUGAAGCCGAUCCACACUCACGGUGACACCAAUGACCCCCAGGACCCCUCGCCAUUCUUCAAGGUGUCGUUCGAAAACAACCCGCUCGACGGGCUCUCUGACUCGGUGGUGCUCGCCAAGCUCCGCAGCAUGACUGUAUUCUACAACCCGGUGUUUGUGGAGGCGGUGGUGCGGUUCUUUACGCCGCCACGGAUCCACAUGGACACCAUCGGGAUGAUCAUGAACGCGGCCGAGCUGACGGUCGAGGGUCUCACGCAGCAGACACGGAUCGGGUUAGAGUACGCGUUGGACGGCCACAAGACGCUCGAUGCGAAGCUUGACCUUCAGGCGCCGUUGAUCAUCCUUCCACUCGAGCCCACGAGCUGGCAGUCACCCGUGGCCGUACUCGACGCGGGCCACAUCAGUGUGAUCAGCGACUUGGUCGAGCGGGCCAAGAUCGAUGACAUCAAGGCCAAGGAUGCGGGAGCGUACACCGCGGCUGACUGGACCCAGUUGAACGAACUCAUGUAUGACAAGUUCAACUUGCACCUCCAGGACGCACAGUUCCUUAUUGGACCAAACAUCAAGGACACCAUCGACCAGUUACACGCGGAAUCGGGCGUGAAACCGGCGCUAAUCAUGGACCGGCUUAACUUGAAGUUGUUGCUCGAGGUGUCGAUCCUUCCGGAGGCAUACACGUUGGCAAAAGUGCGUGUUGGUGGCGAAAUUCCACGGUUCAAGGUGAGUUUGAGUGACUUCCAGUACAAGACGUUGAUGCAGAUUAUUGAUAAGUGUGUGCCGACGUUUGAGGAGGAAGAUCUCCCCGUCGAGAACAUUUUUACCACGUUCGGGGGACAAACGGCGUAUCCGAUCGAGCUGAGCGAUAGUGAAGGGAGUACUAGCGACAGUGAGGAGAGCGCUAGCAACCGCGGUGCGCACGAUCGCCAGGUGAGUAACCGCACGGCGCACGACAACGACGCCUCUCACGCACAACACCUCUUUGAAUUCAACUUUAAAGUCGAAUCCGUCUGCGUGUCUAUGCUCCAAACCACCCCCACCGGCACCGUUCCCCUUGUCGAUAUCGUCGGGGACCACUUCCUGCUCGCGUUCGUCAAGACUGCACAGGCCAUGACCGCAAAGGUGACGCUCACCGACAUCAACGUGCUUGACCACGUAGGGGGUGUGGGCGAGUUCAAGCAGCUUCUCUCGUCGAACAGCUUUGCCACCGAUCGCAAGCAGAACAUCUUCACACUCGACUAUGAGCGUGCACAGCGCAUGGUGGAAUUCAAGGGCCGCGAGAUUGAGGUGUGGGACCAGGAUAUUGCGAUGAACAUUGCCACUGUCAGGCUUGUGGUGACGCGGACCUCCGUUUUGACCGUUAUUAACUACUGCUUGGACACUUUCACAGACCCAAAUCCGCCACCGGAACCGGCGGACGCGCUCCGCCACAACAGCGCAGACGUGGAGACAUCACCGCAGAAAAUUGUGCUCAACAUGGCCCUCGAGAGCAUUAUUGUGGUGUUGAACGACGACGGUUUGAAGCUCGCGACGCUCCAGUUGUCGCGAGCGGACGUGCGCGUUUUCAUGGUACCGGAAUCAAUGAAGGUGUACGCCAAACUUGGCGCGUUGACGGUGCACGACGAGCUCAACACCGGCUCACCGCGCGAUUCACUCCUCCGCGAGCUCAUCAGCAUCGACGGCAGCGAUCUUGCGGAACUCACGUACGAGACGCUCGACCCCGAGACGAACCCGCACGCGCACACGUCCACCCUUGUGUUCGAGGCCGGCUCGCUCCGCGUGAACUUUGUUGAGGAGCCGCUCUCCGCCAUAUACCGCUACAUGGCGCAGUUCCAGAAGAUGAAGGAGCUCUACGACGGUGCACGCGCAGCCGCGUUGAACCUCCCGCUCAAGCCCGAAGAGAAGAUGUUGAUGGAUGUGCGUGUCCGCACGCCUAUAAUUGUGUUCCCCGUGGCGUCCCUCCAAGGGACCUAUGACGAUCUCACCGUGUAUCUAGGCGAAUUCUAUGCGUCGAACGAGUUUGUGCGUGGGUCGAACGUGAUCACCACCGGGAUCAAAAACACGCGGUUGACAUCGCUCUUCCACUUUGCGCUCGGCCAGCAGGCGCUCCAGGUGAUUGAAAACCUUGAUAUUGCGUUCACGAUUGACAUUGCGGACGAGCAGAGUCUGACGCGCGCGAGCACGAUCAUUUCGGGUAAAAUUCCUGACACGGAGUUGAAGUUGUCCGAGGUCCAACUUGCGUACAUCAUGAGACUUGCGAGGAUCUUGCCGCAGGCGUUUUCCAUUGAUGAACCCCUGGAGAGUGGCGACGUGACGGAGGUGCCUCUUGUGGCUGUGGCCUCUACUCUGAAGGCUGCUCCGGCCCCGCCAUCCCCCGCUCUCGACUUGCCUCAGGACCACGUCAGUAUCGACCUCCGCUUCGCGAUUUCCCGUCUCUCGCUAACGAUUUACCACGAGACCAGAAACGUCUGCUCGGUGGCAGACCUCGGUCUCUCGCGCUUUGCGCUCAACGAUACGGGCGUGGUGUUUGUCCAGCGCGCGAACGGCCACUUCAAGGCGGACCUCCACGUGCGUUCGUUCACCGUUGAGGAUGUACGCUUGUGUGGCGAUAACAAGUUCACCGAGAUCAUCCCGCCGAUCAGUCAUGACACGUACCAGUUCAUGGCCGCGAUCCACACCGAGGGAGCGGCCAUGGCGACUGUCGUUUCAUUGUCCAUUGACAGCCCCAAGGUGAUUGUCGCGCUCGACUACAUAUUUGCGUUGAAGGCGUUCGCGGAUGCUGCGUUCGGCGAAGACGAGUGGAAAAUUGAGGACGAAACCAAAGACGUUGCGAAAACCACUCCAGCAGCAUCGGCUCCGGUCUACUUUACCGUCAAUGUUGUGGACGCGUUUGUGGUGUUGUUGGCAGACCCCAGCACCGCUCGCUCCGAGGCCAUCGUGUUCAAGCUCGAGAAGUUGCUUGUCUCGUCUCAGCACGUCACCUCCGUCGUGGCAAAGAACGUGGGCAUGUUCUUGUGCCACAUGGACAGGUUUGAGGAGCGGCUCCGGCUCAUCGACGACUUCGGCGCCAACCUCACCAUCGACGCUCGUGGUUCAUCGUCCACGAGCCUCCUCCAAACGGUCACCGCCGCGGUUGAGCCCGUGGUGAUGCGCUUAUCGCUCCGUGACAUCCGGCUAGCGUUGAAGGUCUUCCAGCGUGCCACUGAGCUCUACGAGCAGCUGGUCGGCCAGCCUAUGGAAGAGCCGGAAGAAGAGAUCUACACCACGUUCACUAAGGAAUUUCGCAAGAAGCUCUCGAAAUACGCGCCAACGAUCGUGUCACACCUUUCGCACGCACUGGUAUCUGGGGAGACUACGGUGAUUGUGCGCGGGGAAGAGCUCCUGGCAAGCUUUGCAGGCCUUCGUUUGGUUGUGAUUGGUGACGUACACGAGUUGCCGGUGCUCGAUAUGAACGUCAAGCCGUUCGACGUGGCCGUACGCAAUUGGUCAACCAACUUGCAGGCCGACACGAAGGUAGUGUCGUACGUGAACAUCUACAACUACGCACGCUCGUGCUGGGAGCCGUUGGUAGAGCCGUGGCCCCUCACGGUGCACGCUGCGCGUGAGCGUGGCACGCUCGCGGUGGACCUCGUGUCGCGCGAGUUGGUGGAAAUGUCGAUGACUUCGCGGUCGAUUGCAUUACUCGCGCAGAUCCAGGCGCUUAUCGCGCAGGAUGUUGAGUUGAAGCCACGUGGCGAGGACAUGCCGUACGAGAUCCUCAACCAGACCGGGUACGACGUGAAGGUAUGGGUGGAUGGAGCCACCACCCAGACAUUAAUCCGCGACGGGGAGGAGAUUCCGUGGCAGUUUGAGGACUGGGAGAAGGUCCGGGAGAACUUGAGCGUGGACACCCAUGACGUGCUCGCGGUUCAGUUGGUCGGGUCCAUGUACGCCCCAGUAUCCGGGAUCUCGGUCGUGGGUGAGGGCGAGGAGCUCUUUGUGUUGAGUCCACCUGUGGAUGGGGUGCACGACCGGCUUGCCUGCGAGGUGAUUUUGGGGCCGGAUAAGGUGAAGAGUGUGGUGUUACGGUCGACUAUCACCGUCAGGAAUGAUACCAAUGUGGCGCUUAUCAUCGGGAUGGGAUUGGAAAAGGCCACGGCGGGAGAACUGGCCGGCUUGCGCGCGCUUCGGGAGUUCACCAUCCAGCCUGGUGCCUUCCGCGCGGUCCCAAUUGACUCCGCGUACCGCGAGCCGAUUGCGGUUCGUCCAUCCAUCGAUUCCUUUCACUGGUCGGAAAACCGCAUCUUCUGGGAGCACCUCCUUGCGGGUCCGGUGUCGUUGAAGUGCCCUAGUGCGCGUACGGAUGACCGCACGUGUUUCUAUUUCCAGUCAUCCGCGCAGUACGACGAGGUCGAGCCCUUGGCGAGGCUCUACCCGCACAUGACGGUGGUGAUCUCGGCGCCGCUCGAGAUUGAAAACCUUUUGCCGUUCGACCUAGCGUACCGCUUAUACGACAAGAACUCCAAGAAGGACUGGAAAAAUACGCUCACAAAGGGAACCAGCAGCCACGUGCACGUGGUACGAUUGGAGCACUUCUUGUUGCUCAGCGUGCGGCCGUUGGGUAGUGGGUAUGACAACUCGGAGUUUGCAAUUGUCAACUCACCCGCGGGGAGCGAGUUCCGCCCGGAGCGCGUGUUAACCGUGAGGCACGAGAGCGGCCAGAAGGUACACUUACGGAUUCAUUACGCAAAGAAGGUGCGCGGAACAGGGAUGAAGCUUGUGGUGUAUUCGCCGUACGUCGUGCUUAACCGUACGGGUGAAAAUUUGGUGUUGGCGGAGAGGGCAAAUCAGAUGAUAUCAAAGGUCGAGCCGGGGCUGAGGGUAACGGAGAGGAGUUCAGAGAGGAGUUUGGAGCUAGGAGCUGUAUCCGACCCAAAGACUGGAGAUAAACACGAGACAGAAGCCUAUGGUUCCGGUGUCCAGUUUGUGGCUGCACCUACGCUCUUUUCCUUUGAUCAAGCUGAAAGGAAGUGCCGCGCGACUCUCCGUUUCGAUGAUUCAGUGUGGAGCGGGCCUAUCUCCCUUGAUGCUAUUGGCCAGGCCACCUCGGUAACUAUCCCGCUCGUCAACAAGCUCGCCGAGCGCAACGUGGGUAUCACUGUCGUGGAGGGCGAGGGAAAGUACCAGCUCUCCAAAGUGGUCACCAUCGCACCGCGCUACGUCUUUAAGAACAACACCGGCAGCACGGUCCGACUUUUGGAAACGGGUCAGUCCAAGCCCGUGGAGGUGCUAGACGCCGCGGUACUUCCACUCUACCGUCUUCGCCGAACUAGUGACAAGAGCUUGAUGAUGAGCUUCACGGGGGCGGAGGCACAGUGGUCAGCGCCAUUUGGCAUUAACGACGUUGGCCAGAUCUUCCUCAAGGUGUUGCGUCCCGGUUCCGGACAUGUGCUCUUGAAGAUCAGCGUGCUCCUUGAGGACGCAACGUUGUUUGUGCAGGUGGACGAUGCGGGCAGUCGCUGGCCGUUCUCGGUGCGUAACUUCUCCAACACCGAGUUUAUCUUCUUCCAGAGCAACCCGAAUAUCGACGAGAACGACGAGGUUGUGCGCAGGGAUUAUCCGUUCAAACCGAUAUACUACAAGAUCCCGCCAAAGAGCGUGAUGCCGUACGCGUGGGACUAUCCCGCGGGAGUGGUGAAGGAGUUGGUCUUGCGGUCGCACGGGAGAGAGCGGCACGUGCUGUUGGUGGAGAUUGGUGCGUCGAAGCCGAUGGUUUUGCCGGCGGUUGGCGAGUUGGAGAGUGCCACAGUGGAUUUGAACGUGGUGGCGGACGGGCCAGUGCAGGCGUUGGUCAUUAGUGAGUACGAUCCAGAGCAGAGUAUGUUUAAGGCCCGCGGAGGAGACGAACCGGGCGAAGCCCGAAGAGCGUCAGGGGAAUCUCAGAGGACCUCCGAGACCGGCGAAGCCUCUUACGAAGCGGUCGAAAAAGACGAACGCUACUUCACCAAGUGCAUUGUCCGCCUCGAGGGUCUCGGGAUCUCACUUAUGAACACCAAACUCCAGGAGCUCUGCUACGUAACCUUCCGUGGGCUUGAGCUUCGCUACAACGAGCUGGAGCUCUACCAGACCCUCAGCAUGAAACUCAAGUGGAUUCAGGUGGACAACCAGUUGUACGGCGGGGUAUACCCGAUCGUGGUUUAUCCACUGGUUCUCCCGAACUCUGUCAAGGAGAUGAACAACCACCCCACCUUGUCGUGGUCUAUUUCGCGUGUGAAGGACGACUCGCACGGGGUCGUGUACAUCAAGUACGCGACAAUCCUUCUCCAGGAGAUGACGGUUGAACUCGAUGAGGACUUCCUCUUUGCGUUGAUUGACUUUGCAAAGCUUCCAGGCAUCUCUGAGGCGCCGCGCGACCACCUCUGUGAUUCGCGCGUGGCGAUCCCGCUCCCCCAGCCAGUGGAUCUUGACAGUGACUUGUACUUCGAGGGCCUCCACCUCCAGCCAACACAGUUGAACCUUUCGUUCGUGCGCACGGAACGAAUGAAUGCGGAUGACCGUGCGGACUCUGGCAACGCGCUCAUGUUCUUCUUCAAUAUGUUGACCAUGGCGAUCGGCAACAUCAACGACGCGCCUAUCAAGCUCAACGCGUUGUUACUCACGAAUGUGCGCGUACCGCUUCCAUUGCUCGUGCACUCGGUGCUGACCCACUAUGGCCAGGACUUUAUCUACCAGAUCCACAAGGUGCUAGGGUCUGCAGACUUCCUCGGUAACCCUGUGGGCCUCUUCAACAACCUCUCCUCCGGGGUGCUCGACAUCUUCUACGAGCCGUACCAGGGACUUAUCAUGAACGACCGCCCGCAGGAACUCGGUAUAGGGCUCGCAAAGGGGGGGCUCAGCUUCAUGAAGAAGUCGGUGUUUGGGUUUUCCGACAGUUUUGCGAAAGUAUCGGGCUCCGUUGCGAAGGGCUUGACGGUGGCCACGUUGGACCGAACCUUCCAGGAGCAGCGGCGCUUGAACCAGCGGAGGAACAAGCCGAAACACGCGUUGAGCGGAUUCACUUAUGGCGCUACGUCGCUUUUUGAUGGGCUUGCCAGCGGGAUCACCGGCAUCGCACUGGCGCCGAUCGAAGGGGCGACCAAAGAAGGCGCCUUUGGAUUCUUGAAAGGCAUUGGAAAGGGCAUCGUGGGGCUUCCGACCAAGACUGCCAUCGGCUUCUUUGACAUGGCAUCGAACGUGUCGGAGGGCAUCAGAAACACCACGACCGUGUUUGACGACGAGGGGUUGGACAGGGUGAGAUUACCAAGACAUGUGGGUCAUGACGGGAUUGUCCGUCCGUACUCGCCACGGGAGGCCCAGGGCCAGUACUGGCUCAAGACUUGUAACGGCGGCGAGUUCUUUGGUGACGAGUACCUCGCGCACAUUGUGCUUGCGGGCGAGCAGUUGGCUGUACUCGUGACGUUCACUCACAUCUUGCUUGUGCUGGUGGGGACGCUAGAUACCCGCUGGGUCAUUACGUAUGACAAGAUCAAGUCAAUUUCGCUUGAGACCACGGGGGUUAAGGUGGGCUUGAAGGGGAACAAAGCAGGACCGUUCAUCCCGCUUGCGGAUGCCGCCAGUCGGAAAUUUUUGUAUACCAAGAUUGGCGUGGCGGUACGGGAGUAUAACAAGAAGUGUGACGUGGUGGUGUAAUGCGAAGCAUGAGCUACCGCAUGUUCAUAGGUAUACAUUCGAAUCUAGAAAGGU